CCUGCUGCUGCUGAUUAGGGGCGGGGAGUGUCUGUUGAAGUUAUUUGGACAGCUACUAAUUCAGCGGGACGCGGAUGUUCCGAUAGUCUUUUGUUCGCUGCCAUGGCCGAACCACGAAGGGUUCAACUGACUACUCUAUCCAGUAAUGUCCCCCUGCAGUCAGCGGUGGGGGUCAUUAAACCAGCGUUACCCCCUAAAGAGGAGCUCACUAUUACUCCAGUAGCUGCGUCGACCUCAACUUCCUGGGGAAGUCCAACCAAACAACCUGUAGCCACAUCCAACUCGUCUUCUCAGGGUACUUCAACCAAACUGGUUAAGACCGAACGCUUUGUCCUGACGUUGUUUGAGCCAGACCAGCAUAGGUGUCCUGAGUUCUACUACCCUGAACUUGUUUACAAAAAGAGCGUUUCAGACAAAGAUCUACCAAACACAAUUGAACAGGAGAACAGAGAGAAGGAUGAACUUGGAGCGAUCGCCAGGAGAUUCGAGGAUAAAUAUGGAUUUGGGAACAAACGUAAGAAGGAUCGUAUUCAGGAUCUAGUGGAUAUAGGCUAUGGUUAUGACAACGAAGACUCUUUCAUCGACAACUCCGAGGCAUAUGAUGAGUUGGUCCCAGCCUCUCUGAGCACCAAGCUAGGAGGGUUCUAUGUCAACUCUGGACCUCUCCAGUUCCGCCAGGCCUCUGAUACGGAGACAGACGACGACUUCAUGACCAAGAACCAACAACCCAAGCCCCCUAAAAAACGCAGGAAGCAAGAGGGAGAAGUGAAGAGGAGGAAAUACCCUGGACAGGUGGCGACUGCAAACCCCGCGGUGUCAAACACUGGUGUUCUACCUGACAAGAACAUGUUGGAGGAGAAACCAAAGAAGAAGAAAAGGAAGAAGCCUGCUGGUCCUCUGAGUGUCACAGACAUGUUGAGAAAGUUCCAGAAACAGAAAGACAAAGAGAAACUAAAAAGAGAGAAAGAGCGAGAGCAACAGAAGUUUGGUCUGGAGAAGACUACACUACCCACAACCCCCUAUGUUUCUGCAGACCCUGCUGGGGGCGGAGCCAACAUGGCGGACCCUCUGCUCAGCUUGAUCGGAUCGACCAAUGACAGGGCGUUUCUCCAGGCAGCCAGCACUGUGGACUUUGACCUCGAUCUAGACACCCUAUUGGACGCCUCCGCUGAGACGCUGGCCAAUCAGGUAGUCGUUGCCAUGACCUUAACCAAUCAGGAGGUCAACGCCAAGAACUUGGCCUACGAGGAAGUGAACGGACUCUGUGGCAGUGCAGGUGGUGACCCCCCUACUUCCACCCUGGAGAGCCACACACAGACCCCCAUCGACCCUGUCCCUCACCCCCAGGACCAGAUUGACCUUGUCUCUGAAUCCAUCUCCAAGCCCCAGGCCCCAAAACCAUCUACACAGCCAGUCUCUGACCCACAGGUCCAGCCCCCAUCACAGCCAGUCUCUGGCCCACAGGUCCAGCCCCCGCCACAGCCCACUCCCCUGCCUGAAGGUCUGUCACCAGCCAUUGAGAAGAGCGCUCAAGACCUGGCCCUGGUAUGCUACCGGACACUGGGCUUUGCGUUAUGCUGUGCCCUUAUGUUGUUGAGCGCCACAUUGAUUGAUGUAUUGGUUGAUCUUGUUCAGGCUGCUAAGGGGUUGGAGGGAGAGUCAAAGGUCAAGUUCUUCACACCAGAGGUCAACGCCAUCCUACUGGACAUUGAGCUGCAGUGCAGAGAUGUGAGUGGCCAGGUGCGUUCUAAGGUGUACACACACCUUGCCUCAUUCCUCCCCUGCAGCAGAGAGACACUACUGAAACGGGUCAAGAAACUACUGCUGACACAGGAGGAGCCUCUCCAGAGGUUGAGGCAGGCAAUCGACAAGGCGAUGCCGGAACAGAUCUCCCGUUACCACGACGACUGCCAGGCCCACGUCCAGGCCAGGGCCGCUAAGAUGGUGGAGGAGAGUAAAGAGCGAGAACAGAAGGAGAACACAGGAUCAGAGGAGGAGGAGGAGGGGGAAGAGAGGAGUGGUAAACGAGUGGUGGGCCCCAGGAAGAAAUUCAAAUGGAACCAAGAGAUCAGGGAGUGCCUGUGCAGUGCAGUUCGGGUGAGGAUGGACAGAUUCGAAGUGGAGAAAGGGAAAGGUGAGACGCAGGGACCGGAGGAGUUCCUGAAAGCAUUCUUGGACACUGAGAUCAAAGCCCUCUGGCCUAAAGGCUGGAUGCAGCCCAGAGUGCUGCUGAAGGAGAGUAGAAGGGUCCACUGCCCCACUGCACCUCUACAGCAAGUGAAGAGGAAGUCGGUGAAGAAACAGUCCUCUUUGGGCAGUGCUCCAACUCUUCCAGGCACCUCCAGUGGGCCUGGGGAGCCUCAGGUUUUCCUAGGAGUUCAACCCCAGAACGGUUCACCUCGUCUGGGCUCAGGCGUAUCCACAACCCGCCAGAAUCUAGAUGACUCUCUGGAACAGGGUCGCAUCCUCACACCCCCCUCUUUAGGGGUUGUGAAGGAGGAGCUACCUGAGCUGAGGGGGGAGGAGAGUUGCCGGUCUGAUUUUGGUUUCCCCAUCGCUGUGUUGACCCCCUACGAUGAUUUGAAGCCUUUGCCUGUCAGCAUGUCAGCCAAUGCCAACACACAUGCUCAGUCAAUGACCGCGAACACACCCCCUCAGGCGAACACUCCCUCCCAGUCUCCUCUGACUGUGCUCGCUAACCAGGCGCUGGCGCAAGUCCACAUCCACAAAGACUACAUUUCCCAGGGGCACCUAGCGUUGACGCAGGACCUUUCACUCCAGAACAACCACCCUCCACCACAGAAGAAGAAGAAACUGGUUUCUGAGGGGUCUGCACGGAGCUUGCCCCCUCCGGGACACAAGCCCCCUCCGGGACACAAGCCCCCUCCGGGACACAAGCCCCCUCCGGGACACAAGCCCCCUCCGGGACACAAGCCCGCUCCUGGUCUUCCUGGAAUCCCUCUACUCCAUGCCCUGGGUUUCCCGCUCUCCGACUUCGGACCAGGAACCAUGGGAACACUGACCCAGUCACAACAUUCCAAAGACGCCCUGGUCACCGGCACCACUCCCGGAACGUUCCACCACGGACUCACGCACAAUGGCAGCCAGCUGGUGGGAGAGGGACCCAACGCUCAGAGAAAACUACAGUGAUCCAAUCCUCCGACAGUGAACAUCUAGAAUGGACACGUGCAGUAAAAAUGGGGGGGGGGGGGGAACCUGUGAAAAAAAAUGUAUGAGAACUGGAUGUAAAGGCCUAUUGAGCCUUGAAUAAUGAUCUUGGAAUGGAUACCUAUAAGACAUAGGAACUUCUGAGCCCCUGCUGAACAGAUUAGAUGGAACGCUCCUCGUCAGGAACUUCUGAGCCCCUGCUGAACAGAUUAGAUGGAACGCUCCUCGUCAGGAACUUCUGAGCCCCUGCUGAACAGAUUAGAUGGAACGCUCCUCGUCAGGAACUUCUGAGCCCCUGCUGAACAGAUUAGAUGGAACGCUCCUCGUCAGCAAUGGGAUGGGGUGAAACGUUUUAAAUGGGUCACAGAGCUGCAUGUAUAUCACUGGAUAGCACAGUGGUGUUAUGAGGAACUUACUGAAUGUGUUCUUGGCCAUAUUCAAGUUUUAUUGAUAGUUUGGUCAUUCAAAUCAUGUAACCACGUUGGUAGCACGUUGUAAUAAAGCAUUUAAAAUGAAAUAUGA
Molecule: messenger RNA, 3690 nt
Organism: Oncorhynchus kisutch (coho salmon)
Lineage: Eukaryota; Metazoa; Chordata; Actinopteri; Salmoniformes; Salmonidae
Product: ubinuclein-1
Exons: 15
Coding region: 103-3150 (1015 amino acids)
Biological process (GO): chromatin organization
Cellular component (GO): nucleus
Source: RefSeq, a predicted model, not a curated record